AUGAAGUUAUCAGUUUUAGCCACCGCUUUGGCAGUCUGCUCAGCAGUUCUUGCCAACCCUGUGAACCCAGCCCAAGAUCUUUUGCACAAACGUGUCGAUAGCGCCAGUGCCGUCGGCGGCUCUGCUGCUACUACUGCUGAUGCUGCUGCCGGUAGUGCCAGCCCCGUAAGCGGUUCUAUGCCUGCUACUGCUACCACCCCUGCAGUUGUUAGUGGUAGUGGCAUCGCAAGCUCCAUCUCACCAUCCUCUACUGGCGGUGUUGGUAGUAAUACAACUGCUCCAGCUGCCGCAGCCGGUUCUUCCAACACUACUGCUCCAGCUGCCGCAGCCGGUUCUUCCAACACUACUGCUCCAGCUGCCGCAGCCGGUUCUUCCAACACUACUGCUCCAGCUGCCGCAGCCGGUUCUUCCAACACUACUGCUCCAGCCGCUGGUGGUUACUCAAACACCACUGCCGCAGCCGGUUCAUCCAACACUACUGCCCCAGCCGCUGCAGCUGGUUCUUCCAACACUACUGUCCCAGCCGCUGGUUACUCUAACACCACCGCUGCGGCAGGUUCUUCCAACACCUCGAGCGUCCCAGGUAAAGUCGUUGUUUUUGUUACUGGUGGUACUGUCGGUUUGAAAAACUCUAGUGAUGUUAGCAUCAUAACCCUAUUCAACUCUUCUCAAGCUCUGAACAUUACCCAGCUAUAUUCUUUGGCUGCUCGGGUCAAUGCUACUUUGGGUCUCGCAACUACUCAAAGCGUGGUUAUUGUUUCUAACGAAGAAUCUCUAGAGCCACUAGGUAUCUUCACCUCCUUACUGUUCAAUACCGACAAGCCUCUAGUCAUUGCUCAAAAUGGUGCAGUCGGUGUCCCUAUCGCUAAGCAAUCUUCUUCUUCUGCUCGUGGUCCUUUGGUCAUUGGUGACAACAAGUUGAUUUACCCAGGUGUAUUUGCUCCAUCUGGUGAUGAUUCCUCUUCUUGCGCUGCUGUAGGUAUUGCUUCUGAUUUCACCAACGCAACUUGGUUCUUUGAAUACUCUGUUCCAGCAUUAGUUAGUCCAAGUUCUGUUGUCAAGCAAAACUACUCUAACUUCACCAACUACAAUAUUACCAAUACCCCUGUGGUUCCAAUCAUCUACGAUGGAGAUUACUCUAGCCAAUUGAUCUCUUCUUUGCCAUCAGCCUCUGGUUUCGUCGUUGUUAGCUCUGGUUCUAACUCUACUUUAUCCACCGUUCGUAACAGUUCCUCUCCAAUCGUUUUCGCUGAAGCUGGCUCAAGCUUGCGCUACGUCGGAAAGGAAGACGUUCCAUCAGGAACCAUCCCAGCUGGUUAUUUGUCUCCAAUUAAGGCUCAGAUCUUGUUGUCAGUUGCUGCUGCUAACGGCGUGAGGGACCAACAAGCCUUGAGUUCUCUGUUCCCAUGA
Messenger RNA from Zygosaccharomyces rouxii, 1410 nucleotides. RefSeq names its product Ygp1p (gene YGP1). The record is from RefSeq and is a predicted model, not a curated record. Bases 1 to 1410 code for a protein of 469 amino acids. NCBI's taxonomy places the organism in Eukaryota, Fungi, Ascomycota, Saccharomycetes, Saccharomycetales, Saccharomycetaceae. The transcript has a single exon.